Molecule: messenger RNA, 6872 nt
Organism: Pocillopora meandrina
Lineage: Eukaryota; Metazoa; Cnidaria; Anthozoa; Scleractinia; Pocilloporidae
Source: the annotation of a GenBank genome assembly
AGUCAAAUGAUGGCGCCUGGCAGGUUCUAUGCUUCGCGAACAUAGUAUGUUGUUAAACGUAAAGAGGAAAGUUCCGAUUUUGGUUUUAUUUUCAAAGCCGAUGAAAUAUGCCAGAAUUUGCUCAAAAAAGAGUGACAUUGCUUGCCAAAGGAUGUACGGUUCACUCAGGAAAGGUUUGGCUAUGAAUGUUUCUAUGCCUAUGCGCUAAUUGAUUCGAAAAUUAUCGCGCGCGCGAUUUGAGCAUAAUUCGUACGUGAUACCAGGUGAUCCUCACAAUAUUCCGUCUGACUUCAUCAUCACUUUUUCUUUUCUAAAACGACUCGCAAGUGGACUUCUUCUAGUUGAUCGCGAUUUAUGAUAAUUUGAUUCCCAGCUGGAAAGAGAACUUGAUAAAGAUUUCCGUUCUGGAACCUGAGGGACACCGGUGAAGGAUACCAAGGAGAUGAUCAAAGAUGUUAUUUAAAAAGGGUUGGGGAUACACUGUGCUUGUUUUCUGGUUGUAACACUUGCAAAUUCUUCGAUCCUUUCAUUCAAAGUAACACCUAAGCAAACACAACUGUGUGCAAAGGGGGUAAAUUUCUUAAAAGAAAUUGUGGUGCUGUGUCGGUGUAAGAGUACAAUAGGAUAAUUAAGUAUUAUCAACUGAGUUUAUAAUGUAAAUUGGCCACCAUAAAGAGUUUUAAAGCUGACGUUUUGAGCAUUCACCCUGCGUCAGAGCAAAUGAUGAAGGGCUAACACUCUAAUGACACUCUUUCCAAUAAAAAAUGGAUGUACAACUGUAAGUAAUAUUUACAUGGUUUUAAUAAGAUACCACAAAACGUUUACUGUAAUGUGUUUAUCAUGCAUCAUUUUUCUAAUGUAUUGUUCCCCUUUUGAAAGGUUGUUGCUGUUCCUCGAACUCUCAAUGAAUUAAUCAUCAUAGCAAAAUGCAAGCUUGGGCUCCCUGCGGCAACCAAAGUUUACACUGCCAAAGGAGGUGUGAUAGAUGACAUUGAUUUAAUCAGGUGUGGAAAGAAACAAGUUUAAUUUACCUUAGUAAGGUAAUUUUUAAUAUAGAUCAAGAUGAUAUGGAAUUGUUUAAAACUUCCACUAAUGGCUUGUGACCUCGCAUAUUUAUUAAUGGAACCGCAAUUGUUGCUAACAGUGUUUAUCACACACCUUCUCAAAAAUGUAGUUCUUUAUCAUGCAGACAGACAAUGAGCAAACUUAUAGUCCAAUGGUGUAAUUCUGAUGUGAUAUAACUAGGUCAGCUGGAAGGGAAAAUUAUGAAAUGUAUUAUCAGUUCCUUGAAGUUUAGGUUUUAUGAGCCCUAAGUCAAUUUGAAGACCAACCCAAAGAUAUAAUGUUUUGAAGAGAAUACUAGUACGUUAAUGGUAUCUCAUGUAUGUACAGCUCAACUUUAUUUGGUGAAGACAUCAGUGCAUGUUGACUGAUACACCUACUUGCUGUACAUGUACAACUGUAGGUUAUUUGUAAUCAUGCUAGUUAUUUACUCUUAAAUAACACUGAGCAAUUUUCUUUUCAGAGAUGAUGAAGUGCUUUACAUUUCAUCUGAAGAUCCAGAACCAAAUUCUUUGGGUGAGAAAUGUAAGUGGAAGUGAAUUCUCCCUUUUCAAGGUUUAAACAAGCCGUUAAUAUUCUGAUUAACAACUUUGCUAACUUACUUGAGUUUACUCCAUACAUUAAUAACAAUUUUAUUAUUAUCAAGAUCACCAUCACUAACCUCUUCAUUGUUAUUCUCAUUUUCAUUAUCAUAAUUAUUAUUAUCAGUAUUAUGAGUUAUUAUUAUCAGUAUCAGUAUUAGUAUUAUUAUUUUUGUUAUUAUCAUCAUCAUUAUGACUGUCCUUAUUAUGAUGACUCUUGAUGCAUUAUUUUGUUAUUUUGGCUGCUCAGAGGUACAGUGUAAAUAGUUCUAAUGCACAUCUUUAAUAAGCUAGCCAAUUACAGCUUGCCCUAAAAGUGAUAUUCUCUUGGUGGUAUGUGUUGUGGUUCAAAUUUUAUUUUCCUUUGUUUCAAACUCAUUAUCAUACAUUACAAUACCCAAAAACAAAAGAAAAUAAAAUUUAAACCAAGGAUAAAAUUGAACCACAACAUAUAUAACAACUAUGUUUAACUGUGAAUAGACUCACUGAAUGUGCUGCUCUUUGUUCAGCCUUCACAGACUGGGUGACGCUUAAUGUGGGAGGCAGAGUAUUCACUACAACUAGGUAAUUAACAUGAUGUGCAGAUUUUUGGAUCAAUGUCAGCAUCUGAGAAACUGUACACCUACUCCUCCUCUAACCCAAAAACAGUUAACUGAUAACAAUGUGUUUGGUUAGAGGAGAGGAGAGGAAGGAGAGGAGGGGUACAUGCAGGUGUGCAGUUUCUCAGAUACUUACAUUGAUCCAGAUUUCUUGUCCAGGAAAAUAAUGAAGGUGUACAGUCACAAUAACUAUUCUAAAUUUGUAAAGGUUAGCUAAGUCUAUUGAAUCUGCUGAUAUGAAUAAAUUAAAACAAAAAAGGAACAACAAAAUAACAACACAAAAUGCAGACUCUUGGGUUUCCAGUCCAGAACUUUGACUUAAGAAAUAAUUAGUUACUUGACUUUAUACCAUUUUUCUUAUUUUUUCUAAUUUUUUUAUCAUCCAUGUAUUUUCUUUUUUUAUCCCAUAAAGGGCAACACUGAUGAAUGAACCUAAUAGUAUGUUAGCAAGAAUGUUUUCCCCAGCAGGUUAGUCUAAAGAUCAGGUCCCAGUUAUUCAAAGGGCAGAUAAUACUAUCCAACAGAUACAUCUCUAUCAAGGAGACAAAUGUUAACUCAACCUUUUUAUAUAAUAAGCUCAGUUAUGCAUGCAUUCUGAUUGGUUCUCACUUAUGAUCUAUUGGAGGACAGACGUAUAGAUGACGUCAUCAUUAAAACUUUUUUUAAUUCUUUAUUAUAUAAUGCAAAUAGAUUCCAAGUUGCCAUGCGUCUGUUUAGUAAUAGAUCACAGAUGUCAGACAUCAAAAUGUGGUAAGAACAAAAAAGUGGCACACGAGGCGCAGCCGAGUGUGUCACUGAAUGUUCUUACCACAUUUUGAUGUCAUCUGUGAUCUAUUACUGAAGAGACACAUGGCAACUUGGAAUCUAUUUGUUAAGUAUACUGUGCUAUCCACUGGGUAGAGUCUUAUCCUGUGGAUAGCGAUAUCCUAUCCUUUUUAAAACUGAGGAUGGCAUAUAUCACCCCCUAGUCAUCUUAAUCACCUGACUUUGCAUUAGUGAUCUAUGGUAAAUAGUUGUCUGACCUCAGAAGUUAUUGGUUGACCACUAUAAUCUACCUCAGCCAUUUUCUAGUUUUUCAUUCAGUCACUCCUCAACCCUUUCACUCUCAAGAUUUUAUUGUAAAUUUUCCCCUCUAGCUGCUACACAUUUCCUUGUAAAUCAGCUACAAGAAUUUGGUGUUAGAUCUGGAUAAUGACUUUCACCUGAUAAGUCUGAAUAUUCUCAUUACCUGUUUGCUGGAUUUAUGAAUGGAAAUUUUAAGGAGAAGUUUCAUGUUAUUAAUCACUUCUGGGAAUUUAAGGAUUGACCGUACAGUAUGUACAGUUAAAAAAUUAUCUCUUGCUUUGCAGAGGCUUGGAGUAAUGUUUCAGAUGCCUCGGGAGCUUUCCUCAUUGACAGAAGUCCAGUGUACUUUGAACCAAUCAUCAAUUAUUUACGACAUGGACAGCUCAUACUAGACAAGGGAGUUAAUCCUCAAGGUAGUGUGAUAAUGAGUUUCAUUGUUUAUACAGGCCCCUGUUUAAACCAGCUGAACUGGGCCAGUUUUUCUAACUAUUGAAAUAAAUAUCUGAAUAAAUACCCUGUAUAAACAGAUUUGUGCAAAUCCAACAAGCUCAGCACCACACAGUCAUUCUGUCUCCAUACAAGGGAAAUAUAGGGAAUGAUCUUUCAUUUAUUUUUAUGUCUUUUUCAUGCUACAUGUAGGUGUCCUAGAAGAGGCAAAGUUUUUCGGAAUCUCAGGCAUCUUAGAACAGUUAGAAGAGUUGGUAAAGGUAUAAACAGUGAAAAGAUUUUUGGUCUUAUUUCAUAUGUGUUCACAGCUUGUUCAUUUACGGAUCUCCAUAACAUCACCUAAGGCUGCCAAAUACAGCUGCAAAAGACUAACUGAAGAUAAAAGGGGUAUAGGAUAUGGAGAACAGGGAUUUAAGCAUACUAAUGUUGAGCAAAGAGAGAGGCAAAGGCAGCAAAAUAUUGCAAGAAAGUAAUUGGAAAUUAAAGUACCCAUGACAGCUCUCUCGUAUCUGUCAGGCUGUGACUCUCAGUCCAUAGCUCCAAUCUAUAAGCAAUUACUGUAUUAUAAAUAAAUCAUGACAUUUCUUAUGGUAUGUAUUCGGUGGUGAACUUCUAUGGAUCGCGUUAUUUCUGGCUUUCCUUCAUACUGUAAACUGUUUCCAACCAGUUCAGGAUUAAAAUACAGUUUACAAUUGACUAGACACUAAAUAUGUUUCUUACUCCAAUUCUAUUGUAGGGUACUUGGUACUAUGCUGUUAAUUAGUUAUUUAUUGACCUGAAUUUUCUGUUUACAACCCCUAGGCUAUGGAAAACGUUGAAGAUGCUCCUCUUUCUCGGAGUGAAUUUGUUAAAAUACUUUUAUCAACGCCGUCAAACUGCGAGCUUCGUUGUCAGGCAAGUAUGAAUACAGUUAGCCACUUUUACUGAGUGAUUUUCUCUCCUGAUUUACGAGCUGUUUAUUAUACCAAGAAUUCUUGUCUUUUCUACUCUGUAGGGAAUCAAUUUAGACUCGGCAGAUCUCUCGAAGCUUGAUCUACGUUUCAUAAACUUCAAAAUGGCGAAUCUAAGAAAAACAGACUUGUGGAAUGCCAAUCUGUCAAAUUGCUGUUUGGAGAGAGCGAAUCUAUCCGGGGCACAUAUGGACGUGAGUACACAAUUAGGAUAAGUUUAUUUACUUUUGAAAUCUUUUAAAUCGUAGAAAUAUGGUAUGAGAAUUACGCUUUUCAUUAGAAGAAAAUAUAAGUUGUAAUUUUGGUAUGAUGAAACAGUGAAAAUAUUUUAUGAAUUGGGUGUCGUAGAAAAUCCGGAUUUGCUUUGGUUUACCUCUGGGCGGCAGCACUCUGAUUGGCCAGAAAAAAAAUUGCACCAUCUUCCCAACCAAUCAGAUGGAGGCAGGCGUGACUUGGCCAUUCAAGCUUUCCCGCGCUUAGAAUGACCACUAGCAUCGCGGCUUUGGCUCUCACUGGCGCGUGAUGACGUUUCAGUACUUUUGCUCUGAUUGAGUGAUGUUAUAAUGUUAGUUUUAAUUCUACGGCAAGCAAUGGGCAAGUUCGCUUAAAAAGGGGUCAUAGUCUUGGCAUAUUUAUUUGAUUCCGCAAAAUUAGAACGGCGAUCACUGAAGGAGGCCAAGGAUUUGUCAGCAAGAAACUUGCGAUUUAAUCACUAUUCGCGGUAAAUUUUCUCUCAAGGAGGCUGGGUGUUUUCAUAUUUUGUUAUUGACCGAAAACUGGUGUGCCACUCAGUGGCUUUAUCCAGUUAAAUGUAAUCUUUUUUUUUCUUUGUUCCAUUAUCAAGGGUGCUAUUUUAAGCUGUACUCGUCUUCAGAGGGCUCAUAUGGAAGGGGCCUCCCUCAGAGGGUGCAAUUUUGAAGACCCUGCUGGGACAAGGGCUAAUCUGGAAGGUAUGAAGAUGGCCGGUGCUUAAAUUAGUAUUUUCCUCUGUCUGUUUCGUUCGCGGGUGCCCUCACAUCUCGUGCAUUUUAUCAAUUCAUCCGGCACUUUUGGCUGAAGAAGCAAAAUAUGGAAUCGUGAUGCAACAAAGCCCUUCAUAACAUAACUCACUGAUGGAAUAAUUUUCUUCUCCAGGUGUGAACUUAAAAAAUUCUGAUCUGGAAGGAAGCCAAUUAGGGAAUGUGAACCUUCGUGUUGCUACUUUAAAAGGUGCAAACCUUCAAAAUUGUAUAUUGCGAGGAGCUGUACUGGCUGGAGCUGAUCUAGAGGUGAGAUUUUGUUGGCUAAAACUUAAGAAAUUAGAUUUUAAAAAAAUCAACCUAUUGCGUGGAACGUUUUUAUUGAGCAUAAUUCUGUCAAAAGGAGCGGUCGGCGGGAACGUGAGAGAGAUAAGACACGCGAGGAGUCUCCUGCGUGCGUGACUUCCCGUGUACUUUUCUCCUAUUUUGGAGAUUUACCGCUCGCGCGUGUCAAGCCAAUUUACUUGCUUCCGGUUGAUCGAGCGACUUUUUACAUAUAUUUUGUUGAGGUUCACUGAGCGCAAUAUUUGUUCUCCAUACCCUACCCCCCCCUCCUCUUUUCGGGCUUGUUUAGUUUGUUUUUUUGCAAUCUGACAGUUUAUCUUACAUUAUAUUCGUAGAACUGUAAUUUAACCGGCUGCGAUCUACAAGAUGCUAAUCUCCGAGGGGCCAACAUCACCGGUGCUACGAUUAAAGAAAUUACAGGACCACUUCACAUGACAGCUUUCGUCAGAAACCAGCUCCCAGGCUCUGCGCUUUCUGUACCAGCAACGCCAGAUUCCUGAAAGAGAGAUUGUGUGACGUCAGAAGACAAACGCGACGUCCUGGAAUAAAACUCUAAGGAAUUGUUUUGGCUUAAUAAGGAGAGUGAAAGAAAAAAGGCUAGUCACGGUCGAAUGGAAGCGUGACAGUCAAACCAACCGGCUGAAGGGAGAGCCAUUGUGGCAAUUUUAAAAAAGACAUUCGAGCACUGAAACAAUUGUCGAGGAUGGCAAUUGAAGAUCAGUAGUAAUCAAAGAUGACAAAUAAACUAAGUUAUCUAUUACUAAAAAAGGGUGUGCUUAUCUGAGGGUACCCCAAUUUGCAUGUCUAAAAGCAAGUUUUUUUUACAUUAAAGGUUCUUGAAUAAUAAAAAAAUUACGUUUGCCG